Eptesicus fuscus (big brown bat) is the source of this 2436-nucleotide messenger RNA. RefSeq names its product trichohyalin like 1 (gene TCHHL1). The record is from RefSeq and is a predicted model, not a curated record. NCBI's taxonomy places the organism in Eukaryota, Metazoa, Chordata, Mammalia, Chiroptera, Vespertilionidae. Gene Ontology annotation, molecular function: transition metal ion binding.
AUGCCUCGGCUCCUGAGAGAUGUCCUCCACGUAAUCGAGACAUUCCACAAGUACGCCAGGGAAGACGGUGAUGAGGCGACGUUGACCUGCAGAGAGCUGAAAAGGCUCAUCCAGGGAGAGUUUGGGGACACGCUUCAGCCACGUGUCAUUCAUGCUGUAGAAAGAAACUUGAAUCUUCUGACUAUUGACAGUGAUGGCACCAUCAGUUUUGAUGAAUUUGUUCUUACAAUCUUCAACUUGUUGAACCUCCAUUAUCUUGACAUACAAUCAUUACUAAAUUCAGAACCAAGACAAGGGCCUAAACCAGAAGAGAAGCCAGAUGAUAUGAAUCUCCAGGCAACCAGCAGAACUGGCCAGCCCACAGAGGGAACUCCACCAACUCAAGAUAAAUUAGUGCUUCCUUUGGGAAUAGUGUCAUCAGCUCAGCUCAGCCCUGAGGAAAGAGGAUACAACAGGGUGGAACCACAGGGCGACACCAAGACUCACAAACUGCCAGGAGAAGCCUCUGGGCACAAUGACCCUAAGAACCAACACCCGGAAGGAGAUGGACAGAGUCAGGAAGUGACCCAAGGUAUAGCAUCAACAGGAGACGAAGGGGCUGAAAAUGAGACAAAUAAGCCAACAGCAAGAUCAGAACAGGAGGGCAGUCCCACAAAGGGGGAGGAGGGACAGGAUAAGGAGAUUCAACCAGCCAGGGAGCAAAGUGACACUAAGACAAGAGAUCAGAGUGGAGAACAGGAAGGGAACUUGGGAACCCAAAGUUCUCCACCAGAAGAAACAGCACAGAGACCACCUGAAGAUCAGAGAGUUGCAGCAGAAAAGGUUGUUAAGGAACACUCUAAUGCACAAGAACAGCCACUACAAGGAAAAGAUCAACUGAGUUCAGAGGGCACAGACCUGCCAGAACAAACUGAUUCCAAGGAUGACAGUAGGACAGCUGAGACUCAAGAACCAGGAAACAAUGCUGACAGGACGCCACCGGAGACAAAGAACGCAGCUGAACCAGAGGGGGACGGCAGAACACCUGAGACCCAAGAACCCCCAGCACAAGAAAAAGAACAUGAAACAAACAACUUGUCCGUCCACGAAGACAGCAGACAUGUUUCAGGAACACCUGAUGUUAGAACUGAGAGGAAAGAGGGGAGAGGCCCUGAGGCCCAUGAAAUAAUAGGGAGGGAAGGAAGCGAAAGAAAGUCUCAGCCACCAGCCCUGGAAGAGGAAGCACAGGAUGGCAAGCAUCCAGGAUGGGAACUCCAGGAACCGGCAAAAGAAAGGGAUGCUGGAGAAGGUUCUAAGACACAAGAGUUAAGCUCAGAAGGAGGAGAUCAGAACCAUCCUGAAAUUGAAGAAGCAGACACCCCAGGAGAAGAGGCAAGACACACAGAGGAAGGGACAGGAGAAGCGCUUGUGAGCAACAAAAAUGCCCCUGCAGCAGAAGGGAUACCAGGAGCAAGAGAAAGAAGAUGGGAGUCGUCACCACUUGAGAACAAGUCUGGAGGAGAAAAUAAAAGGGUCACCAAGACUCAAGACAAGCUUGUCAAGGAGGAGCGUGGUUCCCAGGGGGAAGAUCAGGAGCCAACAGUCACCCAGAAGGAUAAAGGGUCUUCUGAAACCCCCAACAGCCUGGCUCUGGAGGAUGGUGACAGCAGCUCAGAGACAACUGACCCGCCUAUGCAAGGGGAUUCCCAGAGUCAAGUAGACUCACACGAAGCGUCUGUGCAAGGAAGUCACAAUAAUAACCCAGACACCCAGAAACAGGUAGCACUGGGUGAGGAAAACAGAAUUCAGGCGGCAGUCGGAGGAGAGGAUGAGCAGCUCACCGAGGAACAGGAACCGCCUGAAGGCAAAGAGCACAAGAUUCAGGGCUCGGGGACUAAAGGCCCAGGUCCAGCUGUGGAGCCCAGUGAACCCCCAGAGGCACAGACACACCUUGAAACCGAGAAACUUCUCACAUUAGAGGAAGAGGAUAAAAGCCCCCAAGGGCUGGCAGGAGAACAAAAUCCAGCCAAGAAGGGACCCAAUUCUUCAGUCCCUGAGGCAGGCCUUGAAGAGAGGACUCAGAGGAAUGAAGAGUCCUAUUCAGCAGAGAGCAGUGCAGUCUAUUCCAGUCCACUGUACAAGUACCUGCAGGAGAUUCUGCAGCAAACAGACAUAACCAAAGAGGAGCAUCAAAAUCAAGUAGACAGCCAGGGUAUAAGCCUCUGCAAUCACCAGCUCAGCAAUGAGAUCUCAGAUUUUCCUGUCUUUUCCAAUGACAGCCAAGCAUUACAGUACACCAGGGAGCUUCUGCCUGGUAAGGAUUCUGCUGACACACAACAAACAUCAGCUGCCCAGGCCUUGGAAGAUAAGCAAGGCCACCCUCAGAGAGAGGAACAAGACCACAAAGCAGCCGAAACCGGAUGCUAUGUAGUCAUUCAGAAGGAGGUGGAAAUAUAG